Molecule: messenger RNA, 2130 nt
Organism: Pecten maximus
Lineage: Eukaryota; Metazoa; Mollusca; Bivalvia; Pectinida; Pectinidae
Exons: 5
Coding region: 188-508 (106 amino acids)
Source: RefSeq, a predicted model, not a curated record
UUUAAAUGAGAAGGCAAUAAAGACGUAGUUUUGUUUUAGGUCAUAGGUCAUCCAGUUCCGCGUGCUAGGCAACGAAAGGUUUGCCUCCGAAGUGAAUCGAUAAUUUCUUCAAUAAUUCAUUCAAUACUGAAGUAAUUCGCAAAUACAGGACGGGGGCUCACUCGAGCUGUAGGAGCUACUGUUUAGGAUGGCGUGUUCAGGAAUUAACGAGCAUAAUGAGGCGAGGAGAAAAGACAUACACGUCGGGAGAAAUGCAUAUUUACGAAUGAUGAUGACGAAGAAUGCCGAUCAGGGACUCGAUGGCUGUCAAUUCAUGCAGCAGCCCAACCAGAGCUCUUAUGAAAAUGAGGUGCAACUCCGAAAGCUGGGCAGUCCUCCUGGCAUAGGUCAUGACCCUUUAUCUACAGACAGGCAAAGGCGAGAAGAUUUGAGACAACAACAAAUUGUAGACUAUUCUGCUAAACUGCCCAAUAGACUCAAUUCAAUAGAUUACAAAAAGCAGUGGUGAGGGCAGACUGAAAACUUAUGGAACAACAUUCUUAUGGUGGAAAACUGGACGUGAUCACGGAACAAUCUCACAGUGGUUAUAUACAGCGAACAUCAAACGAAAUACCAGAUGUCGUCUUUAUUUUUGGAUAUUGUCUAAUUAUUAAUGUUUUAUCUCUCACAUGUUUUUUGGUAAAUUUUCUAAAUAAAUAAAAAAUGCCCCCAAAAUGAUAUUUUACACAAAGCGUUUACUUUUGUUUAAUUAUGACAGUUGGGAUUUCUUCAGAGAAUGAUUUUAUAAGCUAAUGAACCUAUAGUUUACACAAAGUAUUUGAUUUUGUUUAAUUCAUGAUGAAAUGGGAUUUCUUUUUGGAAUGCUUUUAGAAGUUGCAUUUAAUGAACCUAUAAAAUCAGUAUUUGUAUGCAGAUAAGAUUUGAUUUCGAAUUCGCUUUUUCAUUUUUCUGUAUUUUAUGAAUGAUAUGUUUUUUAACAUCCGGGAAUGCAAUCAUGUAUCACGAUGUAUCAUCAUUUCCAUCGUUUUGUGCUGAAAUGUACGUUUUGUGAUCUCAUUAUAAAAUCAAGUUCACAUAUCCAGAUUUGAGCAUGUUUUUUAGCUAACAAAAUCUACUCUUCCUAUCUGCACAAAUUAUUUACACGGAACGGACACCCAUUUUAUUUGUUGAUGAAAAUAUCCUAAGGAACCAUAUUGCACUAGUAAUUUUGUAUGUAUCCAUAAAAUUUGAAGGAAAAACAGCCUUUUUGGACAGUAAUUUCAAAAUUUCAAAUUGGAAUUUUUUGUUUUCAUUUUAAUAGCCAAUUAAAGGAAACAUUCUAUACCUAUUCAGAAGCUAUCGAUUAUGGUAAAAAUGUCUUAAUGGUGAUUUUUUUUAGAAAUUUUAGUACAUGAACUAUAAUUCAAAAGUUGUAUGUAUUAAGCUGAAUAGGCACAACGUUUUAAAAGGAAUGAUUUUCUUAGUGCAAACUACUAUCUCUAAAAGCAAGUACCUGGAUAGUUUUCAUAGAUUUAUUACAUUAUCAUGCCAGAUACAUUCCUACUGUGAUUAAAACAUUAUACCAGUGCACGAUCAUGGUAUUGUGAUAUAUAUAUAUAUAUAUUUAUUCACUUUGUAAUUUUUCUUUCACUUGUUAUAUAUAUUAUUUUUGUUUAUUUAUUAUAAUUACCUAUCAGUAUUAUUGUAAACUGUAUGCAUGCCUAGAUUUUUUUUUUCAAAACUCCUGAUUUAAUCAGAAUGGUAAAACUUGCCCAUGCCCAAAGUAUUUGGUUUGCGUUGCCUUUCACUAGUGAAUGGAAAUUACUGGGUAUUUCUUUGGGAUUAAAAGAUUCUAUACUAAUUUUUAGAUAGGUGCAAAGGUUUGGUCCAAUUCAUAUUUUGUUGCCAUGCUAGCAGUAUUAUGUAGUAAGUAGCGUUGAUAAAGAUAUUUACAUUAAUUCUCAUCCUUGUUCAGGAUGUAUAUGCCUAAUGAUAAAAAAAGUUAUUACAAAGGAUGCAAGAGUAUUUCCAUAGACAAUAUAAGGAUUUAUUAAAUGACAGUUGCAUGUUUUUUUUUUUAAUUCUAUUAUCAAAUGAUGUUGUGUUUUUUUUUUGUUCAAUGUGUGUCAAUAAAUUGGUUUAUUGGUGAAA